Aphanomyces invadans is the source of this 807-nucleotide messenger RNA. RefSeq lists its product as hypothetical. NCBI's taxonomy places the organism in Eukaryota, Oomycota, Saprolegniomycetes, Saprolegniales, Verrucalvaceae. The coding region runs from base 65 to 544 and encodes 159 amino acids. The transcript has 3 exons. The record is from RefSeq and is a predicted model, not a curated record.
CGAGAGAUUGCAGGAAGAAAUUCGUCUUCGUACUUCAGCACGGAACAAGCCCCUUCGAGGCGGGAUGCAACCUGCCAGCGCACCGCUGCCAUCGCCGCUGCCCGCCCAGCCGCUUCCAUCAAGAACGCUCAUACUAUGUGUGUGCAUGCAUGCGUUAGCCUUCCUUGCUGUCCAGGCCUUCUUGGCGUAUGUCUCUCCACUCAGUGCAUUGGUCAUGGCGCUCAUGUUCAUCCCAUUCCUGUAUCGCUUAUCGUAUCAAGCGGCAGCAGAAUGGAGAGGUGGUGAAGGAUCUCUUGAUCGCCCAAGCACGAUUGGCGAGCGCCAGCGUCUCUUGCUGUCUCCGUCAGAAAUCAACUUGCUCUUGACCGACCGUGACUUUGAUUCGAACGACUACGAACGUUUGCUCAUGUUGGAUGUGAACAACGUGAAAAAGUCGCAUGGCGCCAGCGAGUUCGAGAUCAACCGCUUGCCGGUCAUCACAAUGAGGUACGACCUUUCACACCAUUGUGAAGGUCUCAACCUUGGCCCAGUGAAUCCAUGGUGAAUGCAAGCAGGAAGGAGGGCGGGGUCUUGGACGAUGUGAAGUGCUCCAUCUGCCUGGAAGAGCUAUCAGUCGGGACGAAGGCACGCAUGGUGCCGUGCUUUCAUAGAUUCCACCCAGGGUGCAUCGAUCCGUGGCUGAAGGACAAGGCGGAAUGCCCCAUCUGCAAGUACCCCGCAGUUGCAUGAUGGAGAAGUGUGAGUCCUGUGAUAAUCGAUGUGUUGCGAUGAUGGAUAACCUGUAUUAAUUUAUAUAUGUUUCCCAAA